AAUGUCACUUCGUGAAAGUCAGUUUGCUGGUGACCGACGCUAGCCGGUAUGGUUGCAAUUUGUGAUACUAAAGUUUUGUUUCUAAUCCAUUAGUUAUCUCAAACUUCAGAAAUAUUACAAAAGAUACUUGUGCAACAGUAACCGUUUGAACGCGAACAUGUUUUGUGAUGUUUUAUGUAAAAUAGAAGAAUUGCAAGCAAAGGAACUGUUUACGAUCGAGUGUUAUGUGUUUAGAAAAUAUAUGUGUUCAGAAAUGUUACGUUGAAUACCGUAGCAAAAACAAUGACCGAAACCAGUGGCAGAGCUGUGGAUGUAUUUGGUUACAUUUUCGAAUGAAAUAAAUUCCUGGCUACUUGAUGUUCAACAUGAUUCCAUUAACCCUGCACAUCGAUGUGCGGUUCAGAGAGCGAGAGAAAAGUAAAGAAAAUCCUCAAAAUCUAAGCAGGCAGGACUUCAGAGUAUUGUGAGGCACAUGCAGUAGGUUGAUGCCGUUGACUAGCAACUUUAGUCGUCUAGCCCUAUCGUCGUGGAUUAGUUCGUCCGAAAGGUACCACGCGGCAUGGCGUUCAAAAGUAUCAUUUUUCGUUGCGAUUAGUAAAAAAAAUUACUGUGUAUACAUUAUUACGCCACAUUUGCAGCAAGUCAUUGUAUUGCUGUUGGCCGGUUUGGGUGAACGGCGCUUGUAAAUGGCGAAUGGUGUUCCCAGUGAAACUCGGAAGAAAAUUAAUUUCCCUAAUUAAAAGCCGAUCGGUUUCCACGGUGUAUACACCCGUACCCGCACCCGUGCCUGGAGUAGUCAUCGGAACUUGUGAGCUAUAAAUGUUCGGUGAACAGUUACCGGUCGUAUUUUACUUAGCCUCACCAUAAGCCAAGAAAUGGAAACAAAACAAAGAAGCAUGCGUAUAUUAUGUGGGUAGUUUUCCCAAUUUUGCGGUUGUUACCUAUCGAUUCCGGCACAGGUCCUUCAGGAUCUACGAUCCUGUUUCAGGCUGCUCGAGUUACGUUGAUUAAUUACCCAUAAGGUUAUCCCUGCUAGUAGUGAUUGCGACUUUUUUUUUCGUUUAUUUAUCGUGUUUUGUGAGCAAAUCGAUCAUCUGUGUCGUGCGAACAUAGUUUGUUGAAUUUAUUCACAAGUUUACUACUACUUUUUCUACAAUAGUGGUGUGUUAGUAUUUGGCCGCACGGUUCAGUUUAUGGUGUAUAAAAAGUAUGUUAGUGUAUGCAACGUGAUUGUUUACGGUAGUUUGUAAGCUAGUAUGGCCUCGGAAAAAUCGUCAGUAUGGAGUAUAUAAAGAUUCCCAUAAUCACGAUGAUUUCUACUACAAUGAUGAACGCCGCACGUGGGGUGGAGGACAAAGUUAAUUUACGCUCGUACAUUUGCCUUAGUUCAAGAUGGCUAAGCCACCGACAGAUGACGCACUAUUUGUCAUUUCGCUAGAUAUUGCGAACAUUGAUGUUAGUAAGGAUAUCGCAUUGGUCAACUCCGUAGAUACCGUCGUGUCCUUUCCUUCUUCCCUCUGCUACCGUCCGUACAGCGAUGACAUCUACAACUAUCGCAGCCGUUGUUGCACCGUCAGCGCCAACGCUGGUGGCACCCACGACCACAGUACCGUGUCGUUCGUCCGUUCCUGUGGUUACAAUUCGCAGUGUUGAUCUACCGAAUCCUGGUGACGGUAUAGGCGGUACCAGUGGGGGUCGUUUGAUACGCAGGAAGGAGUUUCUAUCUGAGACAAACCGUACCACAUCGCUGAAAACACUGUCGUGCGAUUUAAGUGAGAUACUGGUGAAAAAUUUAAGCCUGAGACGCAGUGAAACAUCCGAACGUCGGUCGCACGCGGACACACUCGACGAACUGUCGGCAACGUCAUCUGAUUCGGUGCAGCAGCACCCACAGUGCCGCAUCAUCACUGCAGGAAGUGGCACCGACUGUGUUGGUAGUAGUGGCUCCAGUGGAAGCGUGGUUGAUAGUAGCGAUCGUGCGCAAGGCACCUUGUGCGAUACGUUCACAUCGGUGAACAAGCUCAUUCGGUUGAAGCGCGUUUCGAGUGAUGGUAACAAUCUGAACCGGUUGUCAGCGGUAGUCACCACGAACGUCGGCGGUGGUGCGAACUAUACCAAAAUCGUAGAUCAAUCUGUUCCGGGCAAACCGCCGCUCGGGUCUUUAAGGCGGGUGGAAAUAAGUGUAUGCGAAAGAACGCCCAGUCCAAAGCCAAUUGGCAACAGUGCUAGUGUGUCGAAUCGGCCCGCAGUGUCUGGUGAAUCCGAGUCCGAAAGUUGUGAAGAAGAAAGUGGCAACGAAUUGUCGCAAGGGGUAGUGCGUAAAAGUGUCAUAGUAAACCAGCUCGACCAGGUGGACGAGCGUUGUCCGCUACUGGUUGUUGAUGAAGAUGGCCGUACACCGACCAUAGCACUUCAGAAGAAGAAAUCAACGUUAGUAUUUACAAGGAAGAAAGUGCCGGAAAGUAGUACUACGCCAGCGGUGAUCGCUCGUAGAUCAAGUGAUCGCGAUUUAACGUCGGAUGCUACGGGCUCGUCGUGCGGUACAUCCAAAGUGCUUCUUCGCCGUCGUGUGCGAUUAAGUGGAGAUUGGUUGGGGAAAAGUGUAGAAAACAGUGAGAAGCGAGAGGUGAAAAGGCGCAGCUUACAGUGGCCCGUCGGAUUAUCGAGUGCUGCAGGUAGUGAUAGCAGGACGGCACACUUAACCGACGUGCUCGAGUGUGGACGGCGAAGUAGAGGAGAUACGCCCAACAAGUUUCGCCACUCGUGGAACGCACCGGGAUACGACAUUCUCGAGGAAGAUUCUGGUGUGGGAGGAAAGGGUGCUGAUUUGGGAAAGGAUUUUGCUUCCAUCAUUCACAACCUGGCUGGGCUAAGGAAUCAUCACCUUGCGAAUGGGACACAUGAGUCGGUGUCCCUGCUGGAGCAGCAUUCGCCUCAAAUUGUGCCGUCGAGGGCAACACGUCCUACCUCACUCGGGGGCUCCGGACAGGGGCUCCGGCGGGGUCCAACGAGCUGGAUCCAAUCGUCCCCGAUGGUGCCCACGAGUGGGGUAGGUACGGGUGUGGUCGGUGGAGUUGGCGGCGGUGGCAAUGGAGAAAGCAGCCCACACACCGGGGCACUGAGCAGUGGCCCGGCACCUCGCAGGCGGCGCAUUCAAAUAUUUCUCAAGAAUCUCGUCGGGCGGCGCCCAUCGAAGGAGGCACCGCCGGCAGCACCACCACCACCGUCGCCGCCAUUACUGAGCUCACCAGAGAUCAAAAUCAGCAAGAGCCCAUCCGAGCACAAUCUUGCGGAAAUAACGCGCAGCCGGUUAAACAUCUCGACCACCUCGCUAUCAUCCGUUCAUCAGAAGCUGUGGUCGGUGGUGCCACUGCUAAAGCGAGACGUUAGCUGCAACAGUCUAGCGUCUCCGAAAACAACGCCUCUACUGCUGGAUAGUCAGAUGGCGUCCUCUGGCGAAUGUACCGGCGGCCAUGGAUUGCUCACAAUCGGUGGUUUAAAGGAUGCCGGAGGUCCUGGUGGGCUGCGGAAGUGUGAAACCGUGCUGGCGCUUACAAACGCCACCUCCCAAACGUUGGAACCGAUACGGCCACUUAACCGGCUGCGUAACUGCGCCUCGGUAGCAACCUGUUCUCGUUGUUCUAGUCUUCUUUCGCUGGCCGCGGCCGGUUCGCGCUACUCGCUCAACGCCUCCAACGGUGCUUUCGUGCCCGUAUCCUCCGGGGGGUCGCACGAUGGCAACGAGCCGCCUGAUGUACCCAAGCCGAAAAAGGCAUCGAUCGAUGGCGGCUCGAAGCGGAAGUAUGUGGGCAAUCUGCUGCGGUUAACGACCACCAGCUGCUCCUCAUCCAGUUCGUCCUCGGCUGCGUCGUCACCGAGCUCAUCGGCAACACCGUCGUCAUCCUCGUCCGGAGCAUCGUCGCCGAGUCCAAACUCUGCAACCGGUAGUCCGGCCGGUGGUGCGUCCGUCUCGUCUAAAACCGUUAUGUUUGCCCCUAGUCCCACGCAGCUGGUACCGGUAUCGCCGAUCAACAGCAGCACCAGCAUCACGAUGACAACAACAAAGGCCUUAACGCCUACGAUUAAGUUCACCUGCAAACUGUGCCUUGGAGAGUUCAGUGCCGAGAACCUAACACGUAUCACGCAGUGUGCUUGUUCAUUCUGUACCGAGUGCAUGACGGCCUACAUCGAGUUUGAAAUAUCCGAGGGUGCAUAUGAAGUGUCCUGCCCGGAUGCCAUGUGUCCCGCCCAGGGCAUCAUAACGAUUGCAGAAAUAACGGAACUGGCGUCCUCGUCCCUGGUGGAAAAGCACCACCGUUAUCGACUGAAUAGAGAGGUAGAACUGGACCGAUUCCGAACCUGGUGCCCGAAAGCGGGUUGUGAAACAAUUUGUCUCGUCGGUGCAUCGGAACAGCAGGCAGCAGGCCAAGCAGGCACCAAUCAAACUGGUUCCACGGUCUGUACCGAUCGAAUCGUGCCACUAUCUCCAUCGUCCUCCAGCAUGCCGUCACCCUGUGCCGUACACUGUCCCACGUGCCGAGAGGAUUUCUGUUCUGGCUGUAAGAAAACGUGGCAUCCAACGAUGUCGUGCGAGGAGAAUUCGCGGCGGCUGGCGGUGGACGGGCAAACGGACGCUUUGGGCAUCCCGUUCGACAAUGAUCUCAUCAAAUGCUGCCCAAUGUGUACCGUCCCGAUUGAGAAGGACGAGGGCUGCGCGCAGAUGAUGUGCAAACGCUGCAAACACGUCUUCUGCUGGUACUGUCUCGCUAGUCUGGACGACGAUUUCCUUCUUCGCCACUACGACAAGGGACCGUGCAAGAACAAACUCGGCCAUUCGCGUGCAUCGGUCGUGUGGCACCGGGCACAGGUGAUUGGAAUAUUUGCCGGAUUCGGGAUACUGUUACUGGUGGCUUCACCGCUCCUUUUGCUGGCCGCUCCGUGUAUUGUGUGCUGCAAGUGUCGUAUCUGUAGCGGUGCGGCCAAACUGGAAGAGACCGAGGUAGACUAUGAUGAUGCGGCCGUCGCCCUGCACAGUAGCAGCGGGCUCCAGCGAUAAGUCCAGAUCCAGCGACAAGGAUAUUUACGAGUGUGGCAUACGUAGUACACACGUGUGGUUUCUUUGUUUUGCGCUUCCGAACCAGCAGCAGGUUCCAACCAAUACACACACACACACACACACAUAACAAUUAGCUUAGCGAAACGGAUUUGACGGACGUUUGCUUACGGGUUAACACAGGUACUGAGAGCCACACGUACUAGUUGAUCGUUUUAAUCCAGAUCAACCGGCUUGAAGGCCUGGACGGGUGUUUCUGAUGUUUGAUUUCUGCGCACUUCAGUAUUGCGAACUUUCCUUCUUUUUGUUAACUGUAAAACCAAAUGGUUUCCGCUACCUACCACACAUAUCUAGCGGUAAUAGAGACUUUCAUCGAGAUUUGGUUGUUUUGGUUUCAAUUGUGCAAUAGCAACCAAAUGGAAAUGAAUUAUGUUAGUACCUUCUACCGCAUAUCUUCCUAAUCUCGCUCGCUAGCAAAAAAAAAUGGUUAAUGAAACGAGCAUUCCAGGGACAAAAAAGAGAGAUAAUGGCAGUCAUAAGCGGUACGCGUGGUAGUGAUUGAGGUGCUCUCGUGUGUAGUAUAUGUCUACAACAAAAAAAGAAACAAAUUUAUUCAUUUAUUUUGCUAGAAAAUGUAACAGACCUCCCACAGAUUAGUUGAUUGCUGGUGUAAAUAUAAAAAGUAUAUAUAUACAAGCAUAUAUCUAUAUACAGAAAAACACAAACCCAGAGAAGCAAAAAAAAAACAAAAACAAAGAAAAGCGUUAGCACAAGCAUAUUCGGCAUACAUUAAAUGAGUAAUAAAUGAAUUGUGAUAUUUACAAAACGUGAUUGUUUUGCAGUUGGCGCAAAAUGCAUUGAUCAUCCAUCAUUAUCAUCCCGGUAAAACGCUUAUGCCGGUACCGGUCCCGGUCUCUCAAAUAUAUUUACUUGGUGUGUAUUGUAAUUAUAAUGGGUGGAAUGCACCUCCCAUCGCAACUAGCCGGAACAUUCUUCACAACGCGCGCUGUUGGUACUUAUACAUUGCGUGUAUCAUCGCAAAAGAAAAGAAAUACAUCCCCAUCUUACUCUUUCUUGUGUGUGUGUGUUGUGUGAAGAAGAAGGUAGAAAAGGUGUUAACGAAAUACGGAGGAGGAGAAAAAAACACGUAAAAAUGGACAAAAGCUAGUUGUUGCUGUUGUUGUUGUGUGACUAAAACACUAAGCGCGAAAUCUACCCAAAACCGGGUACCUUAAACGACAAACGUGAAAAAGGGAGAGAAAAAACCCUCUUUGUAGUUAAAUUAUUAAAUUGUAUCGUAUUAGGAACGUAUUUUAACGCGUGUAAUGGCAAAACCAAUUGUAUAAUGUACAAAAGAACGAGGAAUUGCUUAUCCUUUCCCCCCUUUUCAGUACUUAUAGGCAGUAGUAAAAGAAGAUUUGCUACGUAAAGACAGCAUUAUUGAGAUAAAUAUAAAAAACAAAUCUUAACGUGUUUGUACGCGCGUUUGUAGGUGGAAAGGACACGUUUUUGAAGAAGUAGAAUUCUACUCGUGUUCGUUCGUGCUGAUGUGCGCACCCAGAUAAAGAAACUUUACUGUGCAAAGCGAACCACUUGAGACAAAAUCGUUUUGUUUCAAACUAUUGUUCGUUCGUAUGAAAACUUGCUGAAGGAAAUUUGAAACGACAACGUAAGUUAAAUACACACACACACACGUGUGCACAUACAUGCCGCGAGACGGAGAAAAAAUAGGUUGCGAGCAAAGCACACGACGAAACAUUCUAUCGAACGAUACUGGUGAUAAUUUUUAAUUAUGUUUUAGUCGAUCGAAAUUCAAUUCUAACCGUUAAAUAAACUGUAUUCCAAGGUAAA
Messenger RNA from Anopheles funestus (African malaria mosquito), 6904 nucleotides. Its product is annotated as mucin-5AC. Gene Ontology annotation, biological process: protein polyubiquitination; positive regulation of proteasomal ubiquitin-dependent protein catabolic process; ubiquitin-dependent protein catabolic process. The transcript has 10 exons. Lineage: Eukaryota; Metazoa; Arthropoda; Insecta; Diptera; Culicidae. Gene Ontology annotation, molecular function: ubiquitin protein ligase activity; ubiquitin conjugating enzyme binding; zinc ion binding. The coding region runs from base 1538 to 5056 and encodes 1172 amino acids. The record is from RefSeq and is a predicted model, not a curated record. Gene Ontology annotation, cellular component: cytoplasm; ubiquitin ligase complex.